This is a messenger RNA of Xenopus laevis (African clawed frog), 877 nucleotides long. RefSeq names its product small nuclear RNA activating complex polypeptide 5 S homeolog (gene snapc5.S). Gene Ontology annotation, cellular component: nucleus. Gene Ontology annotation, biological process: transcription initiation at RNA polymerase III promoter; transcription by RNA polymerase II. The record is from RefSeq and is marked provisional. Lineage: Eukaryota; Metazoa; Chordata; Amphibia; Anura; Pipidae.
GCUGAUUGUCUGGCUGAUAUAAUGCGGCGCCCGAGACGGUGACCUUUAUACGGGUAGGGAAGAAUGCUGAGUCGACUGCAAGAGCUGAAGAAGGAGGAGGAGACUCUAUUGAAGAUGAAAGCAGCUCUCCAUGACCAGCUCAAUAGGUUAAAGGUUGAGGAGCUGGCUCUUCAAUCCAUGAUCAGUAUCAGAGACGAGCAAGAUCUGUCGCAACCUCCUGAGGCCCCAGAAGAGAGUGAGGUAAAAGUAGAUGAUGAGACCGCCAUUAACCAGACAGAACUACAACUUGGCUACUCCCAAGAGCAGGAAGAGAUGGAGGAGGAAGAGGAAGAUUCUGACAAUUAGGCGGAUAUGGAUAUGAUCCAGGGAAGAGACAUUUUUAUCAGUGGUCAGAUCCUAAGCUGAAGAAUUGGAAUCCCAGAGCCCUAGUCCUAUGGCCUUGAUCAUGCAUUCGAUCCUUCUAUUCCUUUGUAAUGAAGCCUUUUGCUGGCAGCACACAAAUGCCCAUCAUUACAUAGUCACAUGCUCCCCCUCAGUGUGCAGAGAUUUCAGCAUUUUCGCUGAGGGACAAUGAUGUAGAUGUAGCAAUGUUUAAGGCUAUAGAAUGGCUUAUUCAGUAUGGAUAGGGUUAAUCAUAAGAAGAAAAGAAGACAUGGAGUGUUCCCCUGGAAGUGGACAAUAAAGAUUAGCAGCGUUGGGAAACUUUUGCGCAUAUUUAUACGUGUAUUUCCUCUCUCAGGCUGUACGGUGCCUUGCAGAAGUCUUCAGACCCCGGACCAGUUCUUUUUGUUUUACGGAAUAUGAAACCCAAUGAUGUUAAUGUGAUUUUGAUUUAUCUCUGAAAGAAAUCUAGAAAUAAAACUGUAUUUGAUUUGCA